GUUUUUAAAGGGUUUUAUGAAAAAAUAUGGGCCUAUAUACGAAACAGAGAAAGCAAUCACUGAUACAUUUGAACAAGGGUUUAGGGUUCUUCAUACGCCUCUGUCAAGAUUACUAAAUGGCUAUAAAAAAGCCCACUUCCAAGUUGUUGGAGACAUUACCAGAAGAUCUUGAUAUGGAACCAUCUGAAUCUGAUCCCGAAACAGAAUCAGAAGCGGGUUCAGAAUCUGAAUCGGAAGGGGACGAGGAUGUAAAAUUAGCAGAGCCGUCAAAAACCGCCGUAUACAACAAAGAAGCCAUACUUGAUAAACUCGGAGACAUCAGUUGGCCCGAGGAUGUUGAUUGGAUGCAUAAACUUUCACUCGAUAUUGACCAAGAACAAGAAGUAGACGUCAACGAUGACUUGGCACGUGAGCUUGCUUUCUACACGCAAGCAUUAGAAGGCACCCGUCAAGCUUUCGUCAAAUUCCAAACCACAGGCCUCCCAUUUCUCCGGCCCGAUGAUUACUAUGCCGAAAUGGUGAAAACCGACACCCACAUGGAGAAAAUCAAGGGCCGACUUUUAUCCGAAAAGAGAAGAAUCGAAGAAGCUGAAGAACGAAGAAAGGCCCGAGAGAACAAGAAGAAAGCGAAAGAAGUGCAAGCCGAGAAACAAAAGGAACGGACCAAACAGAAGAAAGACGAGAUAGAGUCCGUUAAGAAAUGGAGGAAACAGCGGCAGCAAAGCGGGUUUGCGGGUGGUGAAAAAGACAGUGACAUGGGUUUAUCGUUUGAAAAAGGGAAAGAGUCAGAUACAUCUAAGAAGAACAAACGGGCUGGGGUCUCACCGUGGGACCGGUCUGGUGGAAAAGCGAAACAAAGUGGUGGGAAAGACCGAAAAGGCGGGGGUGGUAAGAGGAAAAGCAGAGAGUUUCGGGAUUCGAAGUAUGGGUUUGGAGGAAAGAAAGGUAUGAAAAAACAGAAUACAGCUGAAAGCGCUAAUGAAUUUAAAGGGUUUAACAAAGGCGAUUCUUUCCAGAACAAGAAACGAAAGAAGUGAUCGUCGUAAGAUCAUCAGUUUUGGUUCUUUCAGGUCAGAUUGUUGUUUUUAUUGAAUAUCCUAAGUUUCAAACCAACAUUUGUUUUCAUUCCUGUUGCUUUAGUUUUAGUAUCAUGUAUGUUUUGAGCUUCCAAAUAUUGACAUAUCUCCCUAUUACAAGUCCUGUUUUACUGCAAUGUUUUUUUAGUUAUUCUA
Molecule: messenger RNA, 1232 nt
Organism: Helianthus annuus (common sunflower)
Lineage: Eukaryota; Viridiplantae; Streptophyta; Magnoliopsida; Asterales; Asteraceae
Product: probable rRNA-processing protein EBP2 homolog
Exons: 2
Coding region: 117-1037 (306 amino acids)
Biological process (GO): rRNA processing; ribosomal large subunit biogenesis
Cellular component (GO): nucleolus; nuclear periphery; preribosome, large subunit precursor
Source: RefSeq, a predicted model, not a curated record